AUGCCGACAUCAGUAUACGGUUAAACGCCUUUAAUGACACACACGUGUUGAUUUUUAUUUUUUGUAACGGAAAUAAAUUGUAAUUUGCUUACGAGUUUUUAGAUUUUCAAUUUAGUGUCUAAGUACAAUAUUUACAUGUGAUUCGUAAUGGAUUAUCGAUAAUAACUGCAGGCUCUGUUCUGCUCGAAUGUUUUAGAAUCUCGAAAUUGGAUUUUCCGUCCACUUCUCAAUCGUUUUUAAUAUUUUCUCAAUAUGCUAAAUGAAGCAUCAAACGCGAAGUACUCACCGGUGACCACGCGUGAUGAACAGCGUAGUAUUGCUACUGCUGCGGCCAAAAAAAAAGAUAUCCUUGAUGAUGAUGGAUACGCAAACAAAGUGAAGCUGUUCCUGACCUCAGCAUCAUCGGCUAAGAGUUCUAAAAUCACUUCACCCAAGAAAUAUAAAUAUGCGUGUACAACGUUAUUAAUACUAGGAUUUAUAUUAAGUUUACUCCUCACAAUAUUCAUAUGGUUCACAGAUUUAUACACUAGUGAACUAUAUAAGAGACUCACAAUUGAAAAUGGUAGUUUACUAUAUGAUGCAUGGAGAGAACCUCCAGUUAGGCCGUUAAUGUGUGUUUAUAUUUUCAACUACACAAAUUUCGCUGAAUUCGUAGCUAACGAUGGUAGUAAUAAUAUAAAACUCAAAGUUCAAGAAGUUGGACCUUAUUGUUACAGGGAAACUUCAUACAGGGUAAACAUAACUGAUCAUAAAAAUGGUUCUCAGACAUUCAAUGAAAUGAAAAUUCAAGAAUUCGACUAUAAUUCGUCCAAUGGUUCAGAUUCAGAUAUUAUUGUUGUACCAGACAUUCCAUACAUUAUUGCUAUUGCUCUGACCAAAGACGAAAAUUUUUUUAUAAGGAAAUCGGUAUCAUCAUACUUGGAUAAUGCGUCUGAAUACCCAUUUGUCGUUGUCAGUGUUUAUGAUUUUUGUUUCGGUUACCAAAAUGAUAUGACUAAUGCAAUAAACACAUUAGCUAAAAUAGGCAAUAAGACACCUCCGUUCGAAAAAUUUGGACUAUUUGUGAAGCGAGUAGGAGUUAACCAAGACCGUUUGACUGUGUUUAACGGUCACGAUAAUUUAAAUCAAAUGGGUCAAUUGAUGCAAUUAAAUGGAAAAUCAUUACUACACCCGUGGAAAACUGAUGAAUGCAACACAGUUGGCGGAAGUGAUGGCAUGUUCUUUCCUAGAUAUGAAGUUCAAAAUGGUCAAAACGUGAAUUUAUUUCAUAAAGAAUCCUGUAGGAAAUUGCCAAUGACUUUCCGCUCUAGGAAAAAAAUUAAAAAUGGAAUAAUUGGGCAUCUUUAUACCUUGGCGCAUGAUGCAUUCAAUAAUUCUAUUCCCGAAAACAGUUGUUACAACGUUGGUGCAUCACCCAUGCCUGAUGGUGUAUUUGAUAUGGGUGCAUGUUCUUCUAAUUCACCGUUGUUGGUGUCACGUGCUCAUUUUCUGUAUUCUAAUCCGUCCUUACUAAAUGCUAUUGAAGGCCUCAACCCAGAUCCGAAAAAACAUGAAUUUCUCUGGAUCAUCGAUCCUUUAAUUGGAAUAACAAUAGAGACUGAAAUGAGAAUACAGCUCAAUGUUCAAGUACGCAAUCCAAACAAUUAUGGUACACUGUCAAAAAUUCCAGAUAACACUAUAUUGCCAUUUACUUGGUUCGAAAUAAAAACUGGCGAAAUAUCACCGAAGUUAGACAUGUUGUUAUUCAAUUUAACCUACACUGUUCCCUGGUUGCAGAUGUUCCUGAUGUGUCUUAGUCUAGUUGGACUAUUAGUCACUUCUUUUUUUCUUAUGCGCAUGUUAACUAAACGCUCAAAUAUUGUGAUAAUUUCUAAUGAAAUCCAACCAAAAGAUAAGCCAAUUGAGAAAAUUCCUAUUGUUUAAUUCAAUACAAAUGUUUUAUUGUUGA
This is a messenger RNA of Sipha flava (yellow sugarcane aphid), 1948 nucleotides long. RefSeq names its product scavenger receptor class B member 1-like. The record is from RefSeq and is a predicted model, not a curated record. NCBI's taxonomy places the organism in Eukaryota, Metazoa, Arthropoda, Insecta, Hemiptera, Aphididae. The transcript is spliced from 10 exons. Bases 253 to 1923 code for a protein of 556 amino acids. Gene Ontology annotation, cellular component: membrane; cytoplasm. Gene Ontology annotation, molecular function: scavenger receptor activity.